AUGCAUAUCCCGCCCAGUUCCGUUGCUGCUGGCUCAGCGACACCUCCACCGACAUCGAUACAGAGUAAUUACAAUGGCGGGGUCUGGGCUCUGGGUACAUCUGGAGGAUACAGUGAGAGCUGGAGUAGUCUUAUCGGCAUCGUGACGGCGAUAGUCGGGAAUGUGUUGAUCUCCUUCGCGCUGAACAUGCAGCGGUAUGCGCACAUCCGGCUCGAGCGGGAAUGGCAGGAGAAGGAGCGGCAGAGGAAGAGGAGGAGUGCCAGCCAGACGAGUCUAGCGCGGCUAGCGGAGGGAGGGAAAAGGAAGAGGCGAAACGAGGAUGCGCAUGGUGACGAUGCCUUGGAAUCGUCCCCUCUGAUCGGCAAAGACGGCGGAGAAACUAUAACGAAACACCCCUCGUACCUCAAAUCUACGUACUGGUGGCUCGGUAUAAUCCUCAUGACCGUCGGCGAAUGCGGAAACUUCCUCGCCUACGGCUUCGCGCCUGCGUCUAUCGUCUCCCCCUUGGGCGUCGUCGCCUUGAUAUCGAACUGCAUGAUUGCGCCGUUCAUGCUCAAGGAGCCGUUCCGCAUGCGCGAUGCGCUCGGUGUUGUGAUUGCGGUUGGCGGCGCCGUCACGGUGGUGUUUUCGGCCAGCGACAACAAUCCGAAGUUGGGACCGGAUGAGAUUUGGGACUUGAUUCGGAGAUGGGAGUUUGAGACGUAUCUGGGGAUUACAUGCGCGGUUAUUGCGUGUCUUAUGGUGGCGAGCAACAGAUUUGGGGAGAAGAACAUCUUGAUUGAUCUGGGGCUCGUCGGGCUUUUCGGCGGAUACACAGCCCUCUCCACAAAAGGCGUCGCAUCACUCCUCUCAUACACCCUCUGGCGCGUCAUCACCUUCCCAGUCUUCUACCUCCUAGUCGCCAUCCUAGCCGGCACAGCCAUCAUGCAAAUCAAAUACAUCAACCGCGCCCUGCAGCGCUUCGACGCCACCCAAGUCAUCCCCGUGCAAUUCGUCCUCUUCACCCUCUCCGUGAUCCUCGGCUCCGCAAUCCUCUACCGCGACUUCGAACGCACCUCUGGCGACCACGCGGGGAAAUUCGUCGGCGGCUGCGCCCUAACCUUCACCGGCGUGUGGUUCAUAACAAGCGGCCGCGUCUCCAGCGGGAGCGACACAGCCUCGGAGUUCGACUCAGACGACGACCAAGUCCCCGACGCUAUCAACCUCUCCACACACGACACCUCAACCCCGGAGACAAGCUCCUCCACCCUCCUCCCCCCGCGCCGCACAUCCCGC
Messenger RNA from Dothidotthia symphoricarpi CBS 119687, 1275 nucleotides. Its product is annotated as DUF803-domain-containing protein. The transcript has 2 exons. The record is from RefSeq and is a predicted model, not a curated record. Gene Ontology annotation, biological process: magnesium ion transport. Gene Ontology annotation, cellular component: membrane. Gene Ontology annotation, molecular function: magnesium ion transmembrane transporter activity. The annotation marks the transcript as partial. NCBI's taxonomy places the organism in Eukaryota, Fungi, Ascomycota, Dothideomycetes, Pleosporales, Dothidotthiaceae.